Messenger RNA from Pogona vitticeps (central bearded dragon), 1854 nucleotides. RefSeq names its product leucine rich repeat containing 38 (gene LRRC38). Lineage: Eukaryota; Metazoa; Chordata; Lepidosauria; Squamata; Agamidae. The record is from RefSeq and is a predicted model, not a curated record. Gene Ontology annotation, cellular component: voltage-gated potassium channel complex. Gene Ontology annotation, molecular function: potassium channel activator activity; voltage-gated potassium channel activity; transmembrane transporter binding.
CACACAAGUGCCAGGCAUCGCUGCCAAAGAAAAUGCCUCCCUCCAAGCGGCCACAGCUCUUCUCUUGACUUGCCGGCAUCGUCUGAGGAUGUGGCCAUGCCUCCGUCUCGGCCGCCUACCGCUGUGGCCGCUCCUCUCGCUGACCUUCUUGCCCUUGGGCCACGGCUGCCCGGCCGCCUGCCGCUGCCUGGACUACCACACCAUUGACUGCCGCGACCAAGGGCUUCCCCGCGUCCCCAGCCCGUUCCCCUUGGACGUGCGGAAGCUGCUCAUCGCCGACAACAGCAUCCAGGAGAUCCCGGCCGACUUCUUCAUCUUCUACCACGACCUGGUCUACCUGGACUUCAGGAACAACUCCAUCGCCGGCCUGGAGGAAGGCACCUUCAGCAGCUCCAGCCACCUGGUCUAUUUAGACUUGAGCCACAACAACCUGACCGGGUUGGCCACCGGCGCCUUCAAGUCGGCGGAGAAGCUGAUCAAGCUGAGCCUGGGGCACAACCGCUUGGCCCAGGUGGCCGAGGGGGCCUUCGAGAGCCUGGAGCAGCUCCAGGUGCUGGAGCUGAACGACAACCGCCUGCAGACGUUGAGCGUGGCCGCCUUGGCCGCCCUGCCUAACCUCCGGACCCUCCGCUUGGAGGGCAAUCCGUGGCUGUGCGAUUGUGACUUUGCGGGCCUUUUCAGCUGGCUGGAGGAGAAUGCCUCAAAGCUUCAGAAAGGUUUGAAUGAAAUCCAGUGUACCGUUCCUGUGGAGGACAUCACCGUCUUUCUCAGCGACUUGACGGAGGCCAGUUUUCGGGACUGCAAAUUUACCUUGUCCCUCACGGACCUUAUCAUCAUCAUCUUCUCUGGAGUUGCCGUCUCCAUUGCCGCCAUUGUCUCAAGCUUCGUCUUGGCGCUGAUUGUGAACUGCUUCCAAAGAUGUGCCCCCAGCAAAGAUGACGACGAGGAUGAUGACGAUGAAGACUGAAUACCCAGCUCCCCAGCUAGUGUCCCAAAGACAGAGGCAAAAACAGAGCGACACUUUAAAAAGUCCGUCAAUCCCAACCAAUCAAGGGCUCAAAUAGUCUUGAUGGAAUUUCCCAACUUAUUCAUGGAAAUUUCAACAAGAUUUAUAGGGAAGGGGGAGGAAACAACUUUUCCUGGUUAGAUCGCUUGAUUUAGUCAAAUAUAUUUAUUCAUUGCUUCAAAUCAUGGAUAAAAAUAACACAGGAGACAAGGUGGGAAAGCUGCCAUAAGAAAACAGAAACAAUGAGGGAUCUGAGAUCCACUCUGCACUCUCAAUCCGUAGCUUAUUUUAUUAUUUUAAUAUCCUUUUAGAAAUAUUUCAUUAUAUUUUUAAUUCAAGAAUAGAGCCCUGCUUCAUAUGGGGUGCAGUCUAGAAAAACAGGGCAUAUAUGAAUCAAGGGGGGGGAAAUGGGGUCUGCAAUCAUGUAAAAGCAGUGCCAGUUUAGGUAAGAGUGUCAAACAAGGACUCAAGACAUUGGGUUCGAAUCCCCAUUUCGCCACAGAAACUCCCGGGGGGAGGGGAAGGGAAGGCUAAAUUACUCCAGCAGCUCGUGGUCCUUGAAAACUCUAUUCGAGUCAUGGCAACUCAGAAGCAACUUGACAGCCCACAGCGCCGUGACACGAAUAUGACGACAACUGUGUUUUAUUUGCCCAAUAAGAGUCCGGACUCUUCUCGCCGCGACAGCAAGGUUCAAUUCAUCUCUCCCUGCUUUCGAGUCUCCAGAUGCAGAUAAAGGUGUCUUGAUCUGGCGUCCGAAGGGAGAGACACAGGGCCACUGCACCUGAAGCAUCAGACCGACACAAGGUGACAACAUUUGGGGUUUUAUAGGCAACCAGCAUUGGCUUGCA